Molecule: messenger RNA, 777 nt
Organism: Tinamus guttatus (white-throated tinamou)
Lineage: Eukaryota; Metazoa; Chordata; Aves; Tinamiformes; Tinamidae
Source: RefSeq, a predicted model, not a curated record
AUGGGCGAGCUGAUAAAAUGCGAUUUCCCCCCCUACACACGCAGCUCGCGGGCGGCUGUCGGGAAGCGCCCGUGCCGCCCGUUUCCUUGGGAAGCGGGAGCUGCCCGGGGCCGCCGCUCACGCCUCUGUCCCCGCGGCAGAUACGCGUUCCACAGCUCCUCGUGGCUCCCCGACGCCGGGGCGGCCCCCGGCAGGUUUCACUACCACCCCGACCCCCCGCGCAAAGGGGCGCAGUGGAUGAAGCAGAUCGUCUCCUUCGAUAAGCUCAAGCUCACCAACAACCUGCUAGACGACAACGGGCACAUCAUUUUGAACUCCAUGCACAGAUACCAGCCGCGUUUUCACGUGGUCUACGUGGACCCCCGGAAAGACAGCGAGAAAUACGCCGAGGAGAACUUUAAAACCUUCGUCUUCGAAGAGACGCGCUUCACGGCCGUGACCGCCUACCAAAACCACCGGAUCACGCAGCUCAAGAUCGCCAGCAACCCUUUUGCCAAGGGAUUCAGAGACUGUGACCCCGAAGACUGGCCCAGGAAUCACAGGCCCGGCGCCCUGCCUCUCAUGAGUGCGUUUGCCAGAUCCCGGAACCCGGUGUCUUCCCCUGCGCACCAGAAUGGGACGGAGAAAGAUGGCGCCGAGGGCCGGCGGGACUACGAGCGGGAGGCGGCGGGCGGGACGCCCCUGCACGGUGACGCCGCGCACCAGCAGCUCAUGUCGCGCGUGCUCAGUGACAGUGCUAAUAGCGACGUUUAUUCAUUUUCUGGCAGCGGGCUUUAA